CCAGCUGCGCGCGUUGGUCGCAGGAAGGCGCCGGUGACUUUACUCCUCCAUGCCCGACUUGGGCAUCUUAGCCCCUCCCGUGGGAGAAAGAUGCCAGGGGCCUGAGUGACUCCGGCAGCUCCUUGCGGCGGUUCUGUUGACGAACUAAUUACGUAAUUAUUUUUCGGUCCAAGAAGCAGCCUCACAUUCUAGGUGUGAUGCUGGCUGGGCAAGGCACUUCUCUGCGCCUCAUUUCUCUUAUUGAGAAAGCCAGUAGUGCUGAAAGGAAUUGAUCUUGGGACAUGUACUACCAAAUGGACAGUGGAUUACAUCAGCCAAGUGGGAGGAACUAAAGAAGUGAAAAUUCAUGUGUCUUCAGUUCCACAGAUGGACUUCAUCAAUGCAUUGUAGGAUUGGACUGUGCUUACUGUGCCUUCAGAUGUUUUCCUGGCCUGGCAACAGGGGAGAAAACCGAACUUUGCCUUUUGACAAGUUUAUACACAGGGCAGCAGAAAACAAGCACACGGAGUUCUUUAUUUCAGAGGAUGAGAAGUACUACUUGAGAUCACUUGGUGAAGAUCCUAGAAAGGAUAUUGCAGAUAUCAGAAAACAAUUUCCUUUAUUAGAAGGAGAUAUCAAGAUUCCAGAAUUCUUUGAAAAGGAACAGUUCUUUUCUAGUGUCUUUCGUAUUAGUUCACCAGGAUUACAGCUUUGGACUCACUAUGACGUUAUGGAUAAUUUCUUAAUCCAAGUGACAGGAAAAAAACGUGUUGUGUUGUUCAGUCCUCGAGAUGCCCAGUAUUUGUAUUUAUCGGGUACUAAAUCAGAGGUGCUGAAUCUGGAUAACCCAGAUCUGAAUAAAUAUCCACUAUUUUUCAAAGCCAGGAGGUUCGAAUGUGUCCUUGAAGCAGGAGAUGUAUUGUUCAUUCCUGCUUUAUGGUUCCAUAAUGUGAUUUCAGAAGAGUUUGGAGUAGGAGUGAAUGUUUUUUGGAAGCACCUUUCUUCUGAGUGCUAUGAUAAGACAGACACCUAUGGAAACAAAGAUCCUAUAGCAGCCUCAAGAGCUAUACAGAUUUUGGACAGAGCCUUAAAAACACUUGAUGAACUACCAGAGGAGUAUAGGGAUUUUUAUGCACGACGAAUGGUCUUACGAAUUCAAGACAAAGCUUUUAGCUCUAACUAUGAAUAGAUAGUGCACUAAAAUAAACUGCUUAGAAAAUUCACAUACAUUGUACAGAAAAAUUAAAUAAAAAUUAUUUUUAAAAUUUG
Molecule: messenger RNA, 1248 nt
Organism: Vombatus ursinus (common wombat)
Lineage: Eukaryota; Metazoa; Chordata; Mammalia; Diprotodontia; Vombatidae
Gene: TYW5
Product: tRNA-yW synthesizing protein 5
Exons: 9
Coding region: 347-1168 (273 amino acids)
Biological process (GO): wybutosine biosynthetic process
Molecular function (GO): tRNA binding; 2-oxoglutarate-dependent dioxygenase activity
Source: RefSeq, a predicted model, not a curated record